CCGCCUGCAGCAUGAUGUCCUACCUCAAACAGCCCCCCUACGGCGUCAACGGCCUGGGGCUCAGCGGCGCGGCCAUGGACCUGCUGCACCCCUCCGUGGGCUACCCAUCUACUCCCAGGAAGCAGCGCCGGGAGAGGACGACCUUCACCAGGUCUCAGCUCGACAUCCUGGAGUCUCUGUUCGGCAAAACCCGGUACCCAGACAUCUUCAUGAGGGAGGAGGUGGCUCUGAAGAUCAACCUGCCGGAGUCCAGAGUCCAGGUGUGGUUCAAGAACCGGAGGGCCAAGUGCCGCCAGCAGCAGCAGAGCGGCAGCAGCGCCAAAGCCCGGCCGCCCAAGAAGAAGUCGUCCCCGGCCCGGGAGAGCACGGGCUCCGAGAGCAGCGGUCAGUUCACGCCUCCCGCCGUCUCCAGCACGGGCUCUUCUUCAUCCUCGUCCUCCUCCGCCAACCACGGGGCCCUGCGGGCGGCGGCGGCCCUCAGCAGCAGCUCUACCUCCAUCAGCACCGUCUCCUCCAUCUGGAGCCCAGCCAUCUCCCCCGGUAACGCCCCUGCUCCCGCCGCGGCCCCUCUCCCCGAGCCGGGACCCCCGUCCAACGCCUCCUGUAUGCAGCGUUCAAUGUCGGGCUCCGCCGCCGCCGCCACCUCCUACCCGAUGACCUACAACCAGACGGCGGGCUACGGCCAGGGCUACCCGGCCCCGUCCAGCUCCUACUUCAGCGGCGUGGACUGCAGCUCCUACUUGGCCCCCAUGCACUCCCACCACCACCCCCACCAGCUCAGCCCCAUGACGGCCUCCUCCAUGUCGGGCCACCCGCACCACCACAUCAGCCAGUCGUCAGGCCACCACCACCACCACCACCACCACCAGGCCUACGGCGGCUCCGGCCUGGCCUUCAACUCCUCCGACUGCCUGGAUUACAAAGAGCAGACUGCAGCCUCCUCGUGGAAGCUCAACUUUAACACCACGGACUGCUUGGACUACAAAGACCAGGCCUCCUGGAGGUUCCAAGUCUUGUGAUCAAGCUUUUUUCUUCUUCUUCCCCUCCCUGCUUCGCCAGCUCCCUCUUCUUCUUUUUCAUUUCCCAGAUUAGCAUAUUGCAUUUUUAAAAGACAAAAAAGAGUUUAUGAACCAUAUAGCAGCAGGAACGGACUGUUUUGUUUUUUCCUCCCUCUCGUCCUCCACGUCUUUUAAAAAAAUAUUUAAAAACAAGAAGAGAAACAGUCCUGAAGAGAGAAAACAUCAGUUCACAGACGAAGAAGAAGAAGAAGAAGAAGAAGAAGAAGAAGAAUGGGUUUUUAAAGACGCUCAUUGGAUGAUCUAAAGAAAAGCAAACUGUUUUUCAAAACUACAAGAGAAAAAAGUGAUUUCAACCAAACUCCUUUGACCACCAGGAAUAUUUACCCCGACAGGAACUGCCCCCUCUUUACCUCUUCACCCCCCAA
This is a messenger RNA of Anoplopoma fimbria (sablefish), 1444 nucleotides long. RefSeq names its product orthodenticle homeobox 1 (gene otx1). Gene Ontology annotation, cellular component: nucleus. Gene Ontology annotation, biological process: multicellular organism development; regulation of transcription by RNA polymerase II. Gene Ontology annotation, molecular function: DNA-binding transcription factor activity, RNA polymerase II-specific; RNA polymerase II cis-regulatory region sequence-specific DNA binding. Lineage: Eukaryota; Metazoa; Chordata; Actinopteri; Perciformes; Anoplopomatidae. The record is from RefSeq and is a predicted model, not a curated record.